GUCGCUUGGGGAUAGGUCUCGUUUUUUUGAUCCAAUUUGUUCCGUCUUUAUCGUGGUUGCGAUGGGGCUGAUUUCGCUCAUACAGCCUUGGAGUUGUCUCUUGGUUAUCACGACUAUUGUUUCGUCAACCCUCAACAACAAUGAUAACACCCAAGUCUCUUGGGGAAGUUAUGAUCCACUCAUCGCCGCCAAAUUGGAACAACAAUGUCCAUUGGAAAAUUUUGAGCGGGUUGCGCAAGUCAGUGAAUGGCACCCAUGGACGCAAGAACCAGUAUGUGUCGGUCCAAAGGCAAACAAGGAACGGCAGUAUUGCGCUUUCAUCAAAGAAGACUUUCGAGGGAAAAAAAGUCUUCUACUUAUCACAAGCCCAGAGGUUGCAGCCGGUGUUGUCAGUCUCGUCGAGGAUAUCGACUCCGAACGGGCCAAUAUUCAACCUUCACUUGAGCCGGCCGACCCACUCCCCUUUGAAGUUGAGACGAUACCGGGUAAAGGUUUAGGAGCCGUCGCAAACAGGCACAUCCGCUCGGGAGAUGUCGUCUUGAGGGAACACCCUGUAAUUCUGCAAUUGGCGCAAGUAUCUGAGUCGAUUAGCCGGAUUCAGGCUCUAUGGGUGCUAGAGGAGGGCUUCAUUCGGCUGCCGAUAGAGGAUCAGCAAAGAGUAUUUGAUCUUUCUAGAAGCACCGGGGGCCAUAUUCUGGAAGAUAUCAUCCGAACAAAUACGUUUGGCGGAAGUUUCAACAACAUUGCCCACUUUGGACUGUUUCCAGACGUUGCGAGAAUCAACCAUGCUUGUAAACCCAAUGCAAUCACCCGCUUCUCGCCCCGGACUUUGGAGUUAGAAGUCUUGGCGUACAAAGACAUCUUGCCGGGCGAUGAACUAAGCAUCAGUUACUCGAUGCUAAACAUGCUUUACCAAGACCGACAAGAUGCCCUCCAGGAAUGGGGGUUCAACUGCACUUGCGCGCUCUGUAGCUCUCCUCCCGAAGUGCUGGCCAUCUCAGAUGCCUAUCGCAGACGGCUGCAGGAGAUCCUCUCAGAGCUCGAGGACCCGGUCCUCGCCAGCUUGCCGUCCUUGGUGGCUGAGCUUGUUGACGAGCUUGAGUAUAUCAUGGUAAAAGAAGGGUUGACAGCGCAGGCGGGCGAGUUCUAUGGCAUAGUUGCUGGGGUGUACCGCAACAUGGGGGAGAUGGGAAUAAGUAAAAAAUACGCAGAGUUGGCAGUGGAGAAGCUGGUGCAAUUUGCGGGGUACGACGAUGAGAGGACGGUGAGGGCAAGGGAAGUUCUUUUGGAGUUUGGGGGAACGUAACUCGGCACGGGGCAAAGGAUCGCGUUGGGGUAAAUUUGGAGGCGGCGCGGUAGCAACACUCAAAAGAGCACAUUCACGGAUCAAAGGGGUAUAAGUGGUGUGUGUUUUCUGGAACCGGGGGCCAUAUUCCUCAUUCAGAGGGGGUGAUUCGUUUAUCCCACCCCCGUCAUGGCCCAUGGGGAAGGCAGGAGUGACAUGGCGUGUCACUUUGCCUGGUCCGGGGAAGCGAGCAAGUUGACAGGUUGCGGAGAAUUUCUUGGUGGAGGAGGAUUACACCGGCGCAGCGGGUUGCUUGACAUGUUGACACGUUUGGGACCGGCUAUGCGGCACCUUCAUUGAUGAGAUGACGGACGCGGGCCGGGGUGAUGGUUCAUGUCAUGUCUCGAUUAGGUUGCGGGAGGAUGUGCCCGCUGCAGCAUCCCACCGGGCAUUUUGUUUCCAGACUGUAAAGAGAAAUAAUAUCAGACGGUUGAACGAGAAGUGUAGAUGCGGG
Messenger RNA from Colletotrichum godetiae, 1799 nucleotides. RefSeq lists its product as uncharacterized. Lineage: Eukaryota; Fungi; Ascomycota; Sordariomycetes; Glomerellales; Glomerellaceae. Bases 62 to 1306 code for a protein of 414 amino acids. The transcript has 4 exons. The record is from RefSeq and is a predicted model, not a curated record. Gene Ontology annotation, molecular function: protein binding.